Messenger RNA from Daphnia carinata, 1379 nucleotides. It is a transcript of the gene IFT52, whose product is annotated as intraflagellar transport protein 52 homolog. The record is from RefSeq and is a predicted model, not a curated record. The transcript has 6 exons. Gene Ontology annotation, biological process: cilium assembly; intraciliary transport. NCBI's taxonomy places the organism in Eukaryota, Metazoa, Arthropoda, Branchiopoda, Diplostraca, Daphniidae. Gene Ontology annotation, cellular component: centriole; cilium; intraciliary transport particle B. The coding region runs from base 1 to 1308 and encodes 435 amino acids.
AUGGUUCCGGUUCCGAUUAGCGGGUUUGCUCCGUCAGCAGUGAGUUCUCCGUCCCGCAGCGAUGUUUCCAGCACGAUUUUAUUCGACACUUCAAAGAGUAAUCAAUUCGGUGUCAACGACGGUUUGAGGUCAAUACAACGGUUGCUAAAAAAUCGCUGGAGAUUAGCGAACACGAAAGAUCGGCUCAACAUCGAAUCGCUGAGUUCCUCUCGGCUGGCCAUUUUAGCUGGGCCACAAGAACGCUACAAUGAAGCUGAAUUCAACGCACUUAGACAGUUUAUCGAUCUCGGUGGCAAUCUAUUGGUAUUACUGGGCGAAGGAGGAGAACAACAGUUCAACACAAACAUUAAUUUUCUCCUCGAAGAGUAUGGCAUCAUGAUCAAUAACGAUGCUGUGAUCAGUACAAUAUACCAGAAAUAUUUCCACCCUAAGGAAUGUUUCAUUGAAGAGGUUCAGUCAUGGAUGGCAAAUUCGACGUCGACGACCGCAGAAGCCACUACAAACACCAAUAAAAUUGUAUAUCCAUAUGGAGCAACGUUAAACGUAGCAAAACCAGCAGUUGUCAUGGCAACAACGACUACCAGUUGCCUUCCGCAACAACGUCCCAUCGCUGCCACUUACACCAAUCCGAGGCUAAAGGGUAACGGAGGUAAAAUCGCCGUCAUCGGUUCAGUUCACAUCUUUUCUGACAGUUACAUUGACAAGGAGGAUAACAAACGAUGGCUCGAAGACCUGGUCGAUUACCUGACGGAUAGUAAAGCUAUCAUUGCCGACCUGGACCGUGAUCUUGACAUUGCUGAGUACGCUACAGUGCCGAAUGUAAUGCAACUGUCUCAUCAUCCCCGUGUUUGCUUAACGGAAUCUGAAGAAGUGCCUCAAGAUUGGACAACUCUUUUCCAGACCAAACUGUUCAACUUGGACACGCAUUUGGUUCCUAAGAUUUUAGAUUCGUAUCAACAAGUCGGUGUUAAGCACGAACCCUUAAAAUUGAUUCCACCGCAAUUCGAAACACCCCUUCCUGCUUUACAGGUUGCUGUUUUCCCACCACUUUUCCGUACUUUAAACGCGCCGCCACUGGAAUUAUACGACUUGGAUGCGGAAUUUAGUUCGGAAAAAAAUCGACUUGCUCAGCUGACUAAUCGUUGCAACGAUAGCGAUUUGGAGUAUUACAUCAUCGAAGCCGGCCAUAUACUCAACAUUAUUCCGCAAUUAAAACUGGUGGGCAAUAAUAACACAGAACGCGCCAAACAAAUACUCCAUCACGUUGUAGAACGCAUUUCUCAAUUCAAAAAAUCUACUCCCAUCUGACUUGUACCUUUGCCGAUAUUAUUCCAAAUGUACUGUUUAUCAAUAAAUUUUGAUUGUACGAGUCUUCAAAA